AUGAAGUUCUCUGCCAUCGCUCUCUUCGCCUCGCUGGCCAUUGCCGCGCCCGCCACGGAGGCCACUCAGGAGCACCAGUUCGAUAUCUACGAUGGUCCUUGCUCGGCCGGCGUCACCAACAACAUCCCCAAGUGCUGUGGCGCUGGUAUCCUUGAUCUCCUCUACCUGAACUGCGAGACUCCCAAGGAAGUCACUUCUCCCCUCAACCCCCUGGACGAUGUCUGUGCUCGCGUUGGUCUCUCGGCCAAGUGCUGCACCCUCGGCAUCGCCGACCUCGGUGUUUUGUGCCAGGAUGCCCUCCCCCAGUAA
Molecule: messenger RNA, 309 nt
Organism: Trichoderma harzianum CBS 226.95
Lineage: Eukaryota; Fungi; Ascomycota; Sordariomycetes; Hypocreales; Hypocreaceae
Exons: 3
Coding region: 1-309 (102 amino acids)
Cellular component (GO): extracellular region
Source: RefSeq, a predicted model, not a curated record